CCAAAACUCUCAUUACUCUUCUCGCACUUCGAAUACGCGUCUGGCAUUCGUUUCUGUUGGGUCACAUACAGAAGAAGAAUAAGAAGAAAAGAAGAGUAAAGUUGAACAGAGCAAUACUAUGACUACACCAUGGCUUGAAGCAGGUCCCACCCACUCUCAACAAUGAGAGCAAACUCUCGAUCUACCUAUCCUAGCUAUUGCUAACGAAGACCCUUCAAUUACACUACAAUGGGGAAAGCAGAGGAAUUCGAGACCGGUCACCAAGACCGCGUCACAGUCCUCCACACGAAUUUCAACGGCACACGGAUCCUCACCGCCUCAAUCGACCACCGCAUCAAAGUAUGGCACCGCGACUCGAAAACCGGGGAACGAACAUUAAUCGACACAUUCACUGCGCACGAUGCUGAUAUAAGAGAUGCCAAAUUCCUCCAUCCAACGCUGGGUUCAUACAUCGCCAGCAUAGGCAACGACCUCAAAUUCCACCUCUGGACCGAGGACGUCUCGCAGGCACCAAACUCAGGCCGACGAUUCCGACGCAUCUGCACCAUCCAAUCCACCCCAAGGGUGCCCUUCGUGUCCCUCGACCUCAAGACCACCGACAACGUCUACACCACGCUCGCAUUGAUCGAUCGGCAAGGCCUGUUGAGUAUCUACGAGCCCACCAACCCAGACGAGCUCAAGGAGUGGUCGCUCAUCGAUACGUUCAACGUAUGCGGCUCGACGCCGCCCGGCCGUGGCGACGAGACCAGCUUCAAAGUCCGCUGGGACCAAAACCCGACUCCACUCGCGUACAUCAACAGUCUCUCCGACGACCGCGCGCAGCUGAGUCUGGUGGUCAGCGUGCUCAACGAGGUCAAAAUCUAUAGGUCCGUCGUGCCCGGUGGAGACUUCUCUGCGACCGACCGCGCAACUCACCGGGUAAUGUUUUUCGAGGCCGCGAGACUGCCGCGGCACCCAGCACUCGUGCGCGACGUGGCGUGGGCGCCGUUCAGCGUGCAAGGGACAGACCGGAUCGCGACGGCGUGCAAGGACGGGACGAUACGGAUUUUCGAACUAAAUGUCGCCGAGGCAUCUGGUGGAGCCAGGACAGAUGCCGCAGCAGCAGCGAAAAGUGUGCAGACUAUAUCGGCGCAAAGACAGCAGCAACAGCAGCAGUCAAGCCUCACGUCGGGGCUGACAGGGCGAGGGUCAAGUACGAGCACGCCGACACUGUCUGCGCCAGCACCGACACCUUCGCGGGCUGCGCGGACCGGCCAUGUCUUCCCUUUCGCCACGAGCAUCCACUCGACAAUGAGUCUACCAAGUGCGCACACAGAUGCGUGGUCCGUAUCAUUUGAUGGACAGGGCCAAGUAUUGAUGAGCAGUGGUUCGGAUGGAGUCACAAAGCUAUGGCGUAGGAGCGUGCUUGGUGGGCAGUGGCUGGUGUUUGCUGGGCAGGAGAUUCUCGAUGCUGGCGAAGACACCGACGGCGAAGACUUGGACGAAGACGGUGACGACGUUACAGAUUAAGGGAAUAAUUUUGAAACAAUUGUGCCUAGCAGUCGCACAAUGGGUAUCAAUAAGCAUCAACAGCUA
Molecule: messenger RNA, 1575 nt
Organism: Exophiala xenobiotica
Lineage: Eukaryota; Fungi; Ascomycota; Eurotiomycetes; Chaetothyriales; Herpotrichiellaceae
Exons: 2
Coding region: 229-1509 (426 amino acids)
Biological process (GO): cellular response to amino acid starvation; positive regulation of TORC1 signaling
Cellular component (GO): Seh1-associated complex; nuclear pore outer ring
Molecular function (GO): structural molecule activity; protein binding
Source: RefSeq, a predicted model, not a curated record